This is a messenger RNA of Megalops cyprinoides (Indo-Pacific tarpon), 2151 nucleotides long. RefSeq lists its product as uncharacterized. The annotation marks the transcript as partial. Lineage: Eukaryota; Metazoa; Chordata; Actinopteri; Elopiformes; Megalopidae. The record is from RefSeq and is a predicted model, not a curated record. The transcript has a single exon.
AGCAGCCUCACCAAGGCAUCAGAUUGCCGUGAUGAUACCAAAAUCUUGAUGCAGCCCUACGCUAACUGGGAGGAUUACUUGACACCAAUACCAAUGUCCAUAGCUCUUCUUGGGGAGCUUGUCUUCAUCUCCUCCAAUGUAGAUUUUUCCAUCCGUCAAGGCAGCCCAGAGGGCGGUUUUAAGCACGUCAAGUAUCCAGACUCGUUUCGAGCCUGCCUCAUGCAAGUGUGCAAUGCUGGGUGGCGUGCAUUCAAUGAAGCGCACAAGAACAUGGACCAGAUUCGUCUACACACCUCCAAUAUUCCAAGCUACAUCAAAACGGCUGAAAAGGUGCUCAGCCUGCCGGAUGACGCCGCCAUUGAAGCUAUCCUCCCUCUCCAGCUAGAGGAGAUUGACGACAUAGCCAACAAAUGCCUGAAGCUGUCUGAGUCGACAGAGGUGAAAUUCACUGAUGCUCUGGAGCUGAUCCAAGAGCUCCUCGAGUCUUGCACCUCUGCCAAAGAAACCUAUGGCAAGGAACUGGAAGAAGUCAGGAAGAAAAUCGAAGAAGCUAAAUUAAGGGAGAAGGCCGCUCGGGAGGCCAACAGAUGGGCCACAGAAGCCUUCAAAAACAUGAGUAAGCAGUUGGAUGAGGCACAUAAAUCCUUCACAAAAUCAAUGGCAUCCAUGCCAAGUGGCUGGGAAGUAAUUGGAAUGAAUUUUGUGGAAGGACUCACAAAUACUAUUACAACUGUCUUAUCAGGGGUCACAUCCAUAGUCUGUGGGAACCCUUUUGCCUUCAUGGGGUCCCCUUUUGCUGCAGUGGCUGGCUUUGCACUGGGACCAAAAAAUAACCCUGUUGCAGCAAGCAACAUUUUUUCCAAAUCAUCGCAAAUCCUGUCUUUGGUACAAGGCUUCAGCUCUUUUAUUGACAAAGACCAAAUCAAGUGGUCUGAAGUAACUGAUCAACACUCUGGGGCCCCACAGAACAAUUGGCUGAACAGCAUAUUGAAAAAUGUUCAGAUGUCGAUAAGCACAGAAAAUGAAUGUGAGCCUAAAAGGCAGGCUUUAGAAAUAUGCACCAACGCCCUCAACAUCAGCUCUGAGCUGGGAUCACAUGCACCUGGAGCGGAGCCUGGUGACGCCAAGACAAAAGAGCUCGUGCAAGCUAUGAAAGGUCUGACAGAAGCAGCCCAGGUCUUUGACACAAGGAGUAAGGCUGCAACUAAUACAUCAGCCUUCAAUAUAAAACCCCCUCAACUGUUCAAAGCUCAGAGCGUAAGUUCGGGCUCAAGCUCCAAAGGCCAUAUAGUCGCAGACAAUGCCCGCUUCCGAAUUGAGCAGAGCAGAGCCCAGCUGGAUAAGGUGAGGGAACUGUAUGAGAAGUCUGUGGAAACCUUGGAGAAAAACCAGCAGGAGCUGACUGAGAUCCUUGUCACCAUGAGAAACUGCGAAGUCAAGGAGAUAGACUUAACCACCACUUUAAAAUUUCUGGCUCAGGGUCUAGAAGCCAUGGGAAGGGUUAAGGAGCAGUGGCAGAAGUUGGUGCGCUUCUUCCAGAUGGUCUGCAACAUAGUCAAAACCUGCCUGACCUCAUCCCUGAAAGAUUUUGUCAACACAGGCCAGGGAGAAUCGGAGACAAAAAUUAAAUAUUCGUCCAAAAUGUUUUUGAGAGACGUCAUCUACAACCAGGCCUUCCACUUGUCCAUCGUCGCAAGCCUGCUACACAUGAUCUCAUCGACCUACACUCAGGUCUCCAGUCAGUACCUGAUGGACAGCAUCAGCACCCUGAGCAGGCUCAUGUCUUUGGAUCCCAGCAAACCGGAGUUUCUCUCUGAGCGUAAGCGGAUGAAUGAUGCUUGCGACAAUGCCCAAAAAGUAAUAAAGCAGCUCGUCCAGAAGAAUAAACUUGACUUUGAUGAGAAGACCAGAGCAAGAUUUAAGAAAAUUGAAACUGAUCUGAAAGCUGUGCUGCCUCCAGCACCCGAGGAAGACACGAAGCAACUUCAGGAAAUAGUUGCGAGCGAGUUCAAGGACACAGCUAAGUAAGAGACAGAUUAAUAUGCAGUGAGUUUCCACACAUGAUAUCCCCAUUAACUAAUUACUAAUCAGUCACCUCAUAUGAUAGCCUUAUAUAUAACAUGAGUUUUGUUUGAUACACCCUAUAGCCAU